Molecule: messenger RNA, 742 nt
Organism: Desarmillaria tabescens
Lineage: Eukaryota; Fungi; Basidiomycota; Agaricomycetes; Agaricales; Physalacriaceae
Exons: 3
Coding region: 335-742 (135 amino acids)
Source: RefSeq, a predicted model, not a curated record
GCUACUCAGGAUACGAAAAUGUUUGAUUUCGUCGCCACUUCCGGUCGUUUCCUCAUUACCAUUACUACUCUGCGUCAAGGUUGUAAAAACUGCUAAUUUGCAGCUUCGAGCCGCCCCACCUGACGGCUGUUAUUUUGCUUUUUUAAUCGAUGUCGUCGCAGCAUUCGAAUUGGACUGCGAUGUGAGUGACGACUUUAUAUGACUGCGAAAACGGGAAGGGGUUGAAAGAUGAAAUGUAUGUAGGAUGUUGCGUGGUGGUUGAGUUCCGGGUUGGCGAGUUUAACAAAUUCCAUGCAGCAAGACGUCAUGAUGUCUUGUCGUUGGAAGCCUAUGCAUGGCCAGCCAUGUGUAUUCCCAUCUCACCGGAAAUGGCCCAUCUCAGGUCAAGAGAACUCCUAGAAUGUCGGAGCCAUCCUACCCGCUACGAUAUCUAUGCCCGUAUCCCAACGAAACGGCGGGACUGUCCUCAGCCACCGUGCGUGAGGACCCGUUUUUUCCCCAGCUCGUCGAACCUUUGACGGAGGAUUCUGGACUAGACGAGGACCAAGAUCUUCGAAUUCUUGACGGCCAGGAAGUUGUUCCAGAUACGGACGAUGCGUUGGAAACUGAUAAUCAAAACCAGCCAGACGUUCCUCGCCAAUAUACCAGGCUCAGAGGAGCAAGAUGGUAUCUCUAUACCCGCCCUGCGUGUCGGCCACCUCCCGUAGAUGUGCCGGGACUAUCUGAUCCUUCGCAGUUAUAG